GGCAUAAUUUUGUUCCUAAGAGAAACAAUCAACUGCUGAUUCACGUAUGUCCCCCUAAGGGAACUCCCUGGCCAUGGGAGUAGAGUAUGGUGGGCUUUUUCCCAGGCAGUCCUUAGAAGUUAGGAAACCAUUUCUCCCCAGUCUUGACCUCAGGGCCACUUACCCUUACCCAGUGAUUGCACACAGACUCCCCUCUGGCCCAGUGCUUAUCACUGUUUGCAGCCAGCAGCAGCCCAGGGGGAUGGAAACACCCACUCAGCAGUUGGCCGGGCCAGGAGGUCAGCACGUGAGCACACAGUGCUAUCUGCUUUCUAGGCCAAGGUGCACAGACAGCUGGAGUGUAGGGAGCCUUUGCCCCACUCUCCACAUUAGCCUAGAAACUAGAGUUCCCCCUCGUAGUUAAACAGGUUGCUGUGGGCGAUGUAGAGCCCUGAACUGCGCUGUGCGUCCCUUCCAUCCUCCCUCCCCCCAGAAGCACACACCCCACUUGCUCUUGAUUACAGCAUCUGAGACCACAAAGCUCUACAGAGGUCACAACUGCCCCAGGUCCUGCCUCCCUUCCCUUCUGGCUUCUGCAAACUAGCCACUAACCUGAAGGCGCCCCUAGUGUGGGGUUAGCCUGGAAACCCAAGAAAGAAGUGAAGGAAGCUCAGUACCUCUCAAGGACAGUGAACACUUGGGCUGCCUUCUUUUCUCUCCUAUCCUCCUCCUCAAGCCCAGAGUCUGCAAAACACCUGUGGGCCACUUGGCAUCAGAGCCUCCAACUUUGGGCUUUCCUGCCCCCCUUCCUGGGAAACAUUCAGACUCUGUCUCCCUGGGUACCCGCCUCCCCUCCCCUGGAGGGCGGGGCUUCGCUGCACCCACGUGUGUUGGAGUUAUAUGCUCCCAGCCGGCAGAGGAGCUGGGGAGAGUGGCACCCAGCUGGUGGUUCAGGCAGCGAAGCGGCACCAUGGCCGGCAAGAAAGUCUGCAUUGUAGGCUCUGGUAACUGGUCAGGAGAGACGCAGCGUCAUGGGGAGGGGGUGACAAGGAAGGUGGCAGGUAAAUAAUCCAGUGGCUUCUGUGACAUCCUGAGGGGGAGCACUGUCCCCUCCCCGCCACCGUUCCUCUCUCACGCCCCCACUCCUCCACUUUCUGUGCUCCCCCUCCUGCCAGGGGCUCAGCCAUCGCCAAGAUUGUGGGUGGCAAUGCAGCCCAGCUGGCACGCUUUGACCCACGGGUGACCAUGUGGGUGUUUGAGGAAGACAUCGGGGGCAGAAAGCUGACAGAGGUCAUCAACACACAGCAUGAGAAUGUCAAAUACCUGCCAGGGCACAAGUUGCCCCCCAAUGUGGUGGCUGUCCCAGAUGUGGUCCAGGCUGCAGUGGAUGCUGACAUCCUGAUCUUCGUGGUACCCCAUCAGUUCAUCGGCAAGAUCUGUGAUCAGCUCAAGGGCCACCUGAAGGCAGACACCAUUGGCAUAUCUCUUAUUAAGGGGGUAGACGAGGGCCCCAACGGGCUGAAGCUCAUCUCUGAAGUGAUUGGGGAGCGCCUUGGCAUCCCCAUGAGCGUGCUGAUGGGGGCCAACAUUGCCAGCGAGGUGGCUGAUGAGAAGUUCUGUGAGACAACCAUUGGCUGCAAGGACCUGGCCCAGGGACAGCUUCUGAAAGAGCUGAUGCAGACGCCCAAUUUCCGCAUCACGGUGGUGCAAGAGGUGGACACAGUAGAGAUCUGUGGGGCCUUAAAGAAUAUAGUGGCCGUGGGGGCUGGCUUCUGUGAUGGGCUGGGCUUUGGCGACAACACCAAGGCGGCCGUGAUCCGACUGGGGCUCAUGGAGAUGAUCGCCUUCACCAAGCUCUUCUGCGGUGGCCCUGUGUCCCCUGCCACCUUCUUGGAGAGCUGCGGUGUUGCUGAUCUUAUCACUACCUGCUACGGAGGGCGGAACCGCAAGGUGGCCGAGGCCUUCGCCCGCACAGGAAAGUCCAUUGAGCAGCUGGAGAAAGAGAUGCUGAAUGGGCAGAAGCUGCAGGGGCCCCAGACAGCCCGGGAGCUACACAGCAUCCUCCAGCACAAGGGCCUGCUGGACAAGUUCCCUCUGUUCAUGGCUGUGUACAAGGUAUGCUACGAGAACCAGCCAGUAGGUGAAUUCAUCCGCUGCCUGCAGAAUCAUCCAGAACAUAUGUGAGCAGGGCUGGGGCCCAGGCCAGGCAGCCUCUUUACCCCAGCGGAGACAGGCAGAAGCUUGGGGUGCCUGGCCACCACGAUCUCUGGGACUCCCCACACAGCAGCGUCUUCUCAGCUUUUCACUGGAGGACAGGUGCCUGUGGGCCCGGCCACCUGCCUGGAGAUCUUGAAGCACAAGCAGCCCGCAGCCUCCUGCCACCUCAUCGCACCAGAAAUGGAGUUGCCUAGUCCCUCUCCAUAUGUGGGGCUUUCUCCCUGUCCUCUGGGAGGGGUAGAAUCAGCCCCAGUGCUGCCUGCUUUGGGUAUGUGGGGGGAGGAGGGGAGGGGAGGGAGGCAAGGCAAAGAGGCCUCACAAAGACCAGGACUCCUGUCCCCAAGCCCAGUUAAUCGCUAAAGUACCUCAGCUGCAAGAGGGAUGAGGCAAGGGCUGCAGGGAGGGGUCUGGGCUUUUGGGCUGACGUAGACCUCUGCCAGGCCCCACAUGGCAUCAUUGGAUCUCUGUUUGUUCGCAAAAUACAACCCCCUUCUAGCUUCUCCUAGAAACCUCAGCUUCUUCUGAGGUUUCCUCAGAAACCUCUGGUCAUCCCCUUCCCCCUCCCCCAGGCUGCCUGGCACCAGAGUUGCUGCCACGCUGGCAUCUCUGGCCAUGGGGCUUGUCAUUCUCUCUUGGGACUUCCCAGUUCCUAGUUCUUUGCCAGCUCCUCCCCACCAUGUGUGACCUUUCCAAGGCUCUCUCACCCUCCCUGCCAGCACCCUUUCUGGGGAGCAGAACUUAAUCUGCUGACAGAGCUACACCUCUUCACAGCAGGCUCAGAUCACUCUACUCCCUGUGACCUUUGUAAUUGCCCUGCCUCCCUUCUCAGGAGCUCUAGUGGGGGGAGGUGUCAGCUGGGUCCCUCCUGCUGCUAUCUCCCCAGGACAUCUUGGAUCCACCCCUUACCUCCUAAACCCUGUCCCUAGUUCUCAGCUACCCCCAGAGCAGCCAGGGCAGCUAACCAGUUCCUGUAUCUGCAGGCCAGGGGGCCAGAGAGUGGGUAAGGGAGGAUGAGCAGGUCCCCAUCUCUGUGGUCUGAAUUCCAAGGCCGGCUCUCCUUUGUCACCUGAAGGCCUUCUCAUGAGGUAUUGACUACUUCAGCACCUCAGGAGCUGGGAAACUCGUGGAGGAGGAAAAAAAUUGAAGCCUCUGUACCAGCUGGGGUGAGGGAAGAACAGGAAGGGGAGGAGGGAGAGGAGUGUGCUUUGCAGUGGCCUUGCUCCAGGAUGGAAUGGCAGCCGGAGAAUGUCACCGGUCAGCAGCUUGGACCCCUGGCUAUAAAUAGAGGCCGAGGGCUCCUGUCACAUCCAGCAGAGGGUCUCAGCUUCCUGUGUGGCAGCAUCUGGCACGCUGUGGCUCUGGCCAGCAUUAUGUUAACCCUCCCUUACUCCUGGACAAACCAGGGAGGCAGGCUCCUCUCAGCCCCUAGCCCCUGAGAAGUCACUCUUACCAGUGAAGGGCGGAGCUGCCUGGAUCAGGCAGCGAGAGUGAGGGGCACAGUCACCCCAGAUCUGGCUGGGCUCAGGAGCUGCUUCCCCAGGAGGUCAAAGUCGGGGCAGAAAGACAGCUCCCUUCCCUAGGCUGCAGCUGCGACCCUCUUAGAUAGUCAAAAACCUUUGCCUACUUUUUUUUUUUUUUUUUGCUGUACGCGGGCCUCUCACUGUUGUGGCCUCUCCCGUUGCGGAGCACAGGC
This is a messenger RNA of Delphinapterus leucas (beluga whale), 3889 nucleotides long. The record is from RefSeq and is a predicted model, not a curated record. NCBI's taxonomy places the organism in Eukaryota, Metazoa, Chordata, Mammalia, Artiodactyla, Monodontidae.